AUGGUUCUGCUUGCGCAAUGCCUGCUCUUCGUUAUUCGUGCAGAUGCAGGUUCAGAUCCAUCGGCCCGUAGAUUCGGCAGGAAUAAAUUGGCCUCCAUUUCUGAAGAAGAUGUACCUAGGCAAGCUGAGCUCUGCAGGACUGACAAACAAAUGCCCCAGCUCCAGCUACACAGCAGAGAUGCCACCGCCACGGCGAUCCAGCCUCCGCUGCCCCAAGCAGUGGGAUAUGUGAUUGUCGUGGUGGUAGGAAUGAUCAUUGCGACGGUGAUGAUGCUCAUCACCAAGGUCCUGAACAAGACUGUUGGCGAGGAUAACAGGAAGACGGAAAUGUUCAUGACUGCCAACCGAACCGUUCGCACCGGCCUGACCGCAUCGGCCGUCGUAUCGUCCUGGCUCUGGUCCACCGCCCUCCUCGGCUCCAGCCUCGUCGGGUACAGCUACGGCAUGGCAGGCCCCUUCUGGUUCGCAGCAGGCUGCAGCCCGAUGAUAGUAUUUUUCGCGCUGCUGGGCAUCUCGUGCAAGCGGAAGAUUCCCGAGGCGCAUACGUCGUUGGAGGUGGUGCGGGUGCGAUAUGGCCGCAUCGCGCAUGUCGUGUUUAUGGUCCUCUGUCUAAUUAACAAUAUUUUUGCCUGCGCGAAUAUGCUUCUUGGUGCGUCGGCGGCGAUUUCUGCUAUGACCGGAAUGCACACCAUCGCAGCGACAUUCCUUCUCCCCGUCGGAGUGUCCAUCUACACGUUUGUCGGUGGGAUCAAAGCGACCUUUCUGACCGACUACUUCCACACCGUCGUCAUCCUCAUCAUCACCUGCUACUUCUCCAUCAAGGCCUUCACCUUCAGCGAGGUCGGCUCCGCCAGUCAUCUGUACGACCUCGUCCAGGCGGCGGGAUUCCGGCAUCCGCUGGAGGGCAACUACAAGGGGACGUAUCUGACGAUGACUUCGAAGGAUGCCAUCCUCUUUGGUAUCAUCCACACGUGCACCAAUUUUGGUCUGGUCAUUAUGGACACCAGCUACUUCAUCAAAGCCUUCUCCGCGUCUCCGGCCGCCGUCGUCCCCGGCUACACCAUCGGCGGCAUCGGAUACUUUGCCAUCCCUUGGGCCCUGGGCACAGUGAUGAGUUCCGUCGCCAUCGGUCUGGAGAACACCCCGUUCUUUCCGACGUAUCCACGGAGAAUGACCACCUCCGAAGUCAGCGCCGGGCUCGUCCUGCCCUACGCCGCAUUGACCGUCGCCGGCAAAGGCGGUGCUGCCGCCAUCGUGCUCAUCACCUUUAUGGCCGUCACGUCGACGCUCUCCGCGCAGGUCAUCGCCGUCAGCUCCAUCAUCAGCUUCGACAUCUACCGCGAGUACUUCAACAAGGGCGCGACGGACCGCCAGAUCAUCCGCUGGAGCCACUUUGGCGUCGUCUUCUUUGCGCUCUUCUCGGCGGGGUUCAGCACCAUGCUGUACUAUGUUGGGGCGGAUCUGCAGUGGACGCUGUACAUGCUGGGCGUCGUCACCUGCCCCGGCAUCUUCCCCAUGGUCUUCACCAUCCUCUGGCGACGACAAAACACCAUCGCCGCCAUCCUGGCCCCCGUGCUGGGCAUGGCGACCGGGCUGGCCGUCUGGCUGGGCACAGCACACCGGUUCUAUGGCGAGGUCACCGUAUCGACGACGGGCCAGGUGCUGCCCUGCGUCUACGGCACCGUGGCGUCUGCAUUCUCGCCCAUCCCGUACUCGAUCAUCAUCACGUUCCUCACCAAGCCGCAGAAGUACGACUGGGCGGACUUUAAGAAGGAGCGCUUGGCGCUGGAGAAGCUGGAUGAUGAUCUGACGACUGUCCACCACGGCGAGGACGCGAACAAGCAGGGCGAUGUGAAUGAAGUCGAAUCUGGCGCACAGUCUGCCCACGCGAAAAAGGAAAAAGAAUUAAAACGCUGGGGUCGCAUCGCCGCCUUCUGGUCCAUCGCGACCUUUUUGGGGCACUGGGUCCUCUGGCCAUUGCCAAUGUACGGCUCGCACUAUAUUUUCGGGAAGGGGUUCUACAUCGCCUGGGUCAUCGUCGCCAUCAUCUGGCUGUGGCUCACCAUGCUGAUGGCGACGUUUUAUCCGCUGCUCGACGGCGGCAUUCAGCAGACGCUGCAGGUGUAUCGUGGGCUGGUUGCGCUGCGGCAGCAGAGCACCUCUCAUGAGAGUAGAGACCAGCAGUCGCAGCAGCAGCAGCAGGAAAAAGAGGUCAAAGUCGGUGCAGAGACUCCAUCGAGUAGACUACUGUAUGUAUUCAACAGUUGA
This is a messenger RNA of Rasamsonia emersonii CBS 393.64, 2268 nucleotides long. Its product is annotated as Urea active transporter. The record is from RefSeq and is a predicted model, not a curated record. Gene Ontology annotation, molecular function: urea transmembrane transporter activity. The transcript has 16 exons. NCBI's taxonomy places the organism in Eukaryota, Fungi, Ascomycota, Eurotiomycetes, Eurotiales, Trichocomaceae. Gene Ontology annotation, cellular component: plasma membrane. Gene Ontology annotation, biological process: urea transmembrane transport. Bases 1 to 2268 code for a protein of 755 amino acids.